Messenger RNA from Purpureocillium lilacinum, 1758 nucleotides. RefSeq lists its product as uncharacterized. Gene Ontology annotation, cellular component: plasma membrane. Gene Ontology annotation, biological process: transmembrane transport. NCBI's taxonomy places the organism in Eukaryota, Fungi, Ascomycota, Sordariomycetes, Hypocreales, Ophiocordycipitaceae. The record is from RefSeq and is a predicted model, not a curated record. Gene Ontology annotation, molecular function: transmembrane transporter activity.
AUGGAAAAGCAGAUGAAAGGUCCUUCAGGGCCGCUCGUCCAUGAUGCACCAACCAGCAACGGGGUCGACGAUGCUCCUGCGCCCAGUGUCACUGGUGACAGCAAUUCGGAGACCAGCGGCAAGUCGCAUGAGUUCAACGAACAGACAAAUUAUGUGCCAAAAAGAACCAUCAUCACGAUCUUUCUCGCCUGCGCGAGCGUCGACCUGCUGGCGCUCAUGGACCAGACAACCCUCGCGGCCAGCUUGUACAUCAUUGGUAACGCACUGGGAUCCACGGAUCAGGUGUCGUGGAUUGCGAGCGGAUACUUCAUUACUUCCACCGUCGGCCAGCUCCUCUACGGACGAUUGUCGGACAUUUGGUCUCGAAAAGUCGUCCUCUUGACCGGUCUGGCCAUUUUCUUCUUCGGCUCUCUGGCCUCGUCCCUCUCGAAGUCCGUCCUCCAGUUAACGAUAUUUCGUGCCUUUACUGGUAUCGGCGGCGGUGGCUUGAUGACGGUUGCCCAGCUGAUCGUCAGUGAUGUCGUUCCCCUGCGUGAGCGCGGAAAGUACCAGGGCAUCCUUGGUGCAGUCGUAGCCAUUGCCAACGGCAUUGGGCCCGUCAUCGGCGGUGCCCUCUCGUCCAAGUCGACUGACUCGUGGCGCUGGAUCUUUCGUCUGAACCUGCCACUGACGUUUCUGACGACGUUCUGCGUCGUCUUCUUCAUGCCGCUCAAGAGGGUACAAGGAGACUGGAAGCUGAAGCUCAAGGCUGUGGACUUUCUCGGCAUCUUCCUCGCCCUGGCAGGCAUGACAGUAGUCAUCCUGGGCCUUACGUGGGGGGGGCGCGAGCACCCAUGGGACUCGGCCCAUGUCAUAGCCACCUUGGUAGUGGGCACCGUCGUGUCCAUCAGCUUCGUGCUAUGGCAGUGGAAAGGGCCUCGAUACCCGCUCGUGCCGCUCCACAUCUUCAAAUCCAAGAUAGUCAACGGCGCAUGCUUGACCAUGGCGAUCAACGGAUGGAAUUUUGUCAUGCAGGUCUAUUACGUACCGUCCUUCUACCAGCUGGUUUACGGCUACUCAGCUACGAAGUCAGGGGCAAUGCUUUUGCCCAUCACCAUUGUCCAGACGCUGAGUAGCACUUUGUCCGGGCUCGUCGUCCACUGGGUGGGCCGCUAUCGUGAGUGUAUCCUCUUUGGCUGGGUUUGCUGGGCUGUAGGCCUGGGGCUCAUGUCAACGCUUGACGAGACCACGGGGGUUGGAAAGCAGAUUGGCUACGCGCUGCUCAUCGGCGUCGGAGUUGGAAACACAUUGCAACCGGCUCUGAUCGCCACGCAGGCUGGAGUGGAGAGGCGCGACAUGGCAGUUGUCACAUCCUUCAGAAAUUUCGUGCGCAAUCUCGGGUCCACGCUCGGUCUGGCUGUCUCGGGGACAAUAUUAAACAACGUUCUAGCCAGCGAUCUCGGGUCGCUCGGCCUCGACAAGGCCACAUCCAAAACGCUCCUGAGCAAUCCGCAGACCUUCCUGGACACAGUCUCGGAGGCUGACGCUCAGCGCAUUCGAAGCAUUCUCAUUCCGGCGUAUAGGCAGGGAUUUCGUGUGAUUUUCAUUGUUGGCGCGUCUUUAGCGGCAUUCGCAUUUGUACUGGCGUUUGUUCUCAUGCCGCAGGUGGAGCUUUCACGGCCAGACGACGCAAAGUUGAAGGAAGAGGGUAAGAAGGCAGACGAAGAGAAGAGAAAGAAGAAAAGCCAGGCCUCAAGCGGAGAGCCCAGCGGAGCCUAA